GAACCGCGUUCAGUCUGCAGCCAAUAGGAGCACACACACACACACACACACACACACACACACACACACACACACACACACACACACACACACACACACACACACACACACACACACACACACACACACACACACACACACACACACACACACACACACUAUAUAUGAUCACGUGCACUGCGACAGAUACUUCUGGUUAAUUAAAAUAUAAGUUAUAAUAAGUUCGGCCAAAUUGAUUUCCCUAUAUGAAAUAAGAUAGGAAAUAACGUAGCCUAUUUUCACAUCAGACUGUAUUUAGUUGUUAUCAAUGCAACUACUCUAAGAUGCAACUCAAUUGUUUAAUCAUAGGCCCUAUUUAAAUUACUUUUCAGAAACUGCCAAACAGUUAACUGGCAAACAGUUAAAUAAACUGUUGAACGUCGUGAGGAGACGUCAUAUAGUCAUCCAACCAACGGAGAGUUUUACAUGUGGAAGACAUCCAACAAGCGAAAAGUUACAUGUGGUGGGUUGAGUUCUGUGGGUUUGCUGACCUCUUGUGGACAAACAGAGAAACGCAGCAUGACGAGUGGGCGGGUUUUGACUUGAGUGAAGGGCGCAGCAGUCAGUAAUACAAAUUCAACAACUCAGUAGUAGCCAAUCACUUCGAGGUAUAGACCAUUCGAUGGCCAAGAUUAGAUAACAAAGCCGUUUCUUAAAGUUUUAACCGUCAAAUGUUAGAAAUAUUGAUCAAGGAGGAAAAUGACGGUUUAACCAUGGUAAUUAAUAAUGGAUUACUGUUAUGUUUCUACAUUUGUUAAUUUAAAUAUAAUAAACCCUUCGCCUGGCUCACCUGAAGACAUAUGAUGGACCGUUAAAGAGUAAAAGGUCUCAAUAUGUUUACGACACCAACGGUUUAUUAUCCAUCAGAAACGGCCCCGCCCACCUGUCCGCAGGUGACCCCGCCCACCUCUCUGCAGGUGACGCUCUGUUUCCUGGUUUCCCGCGUGGCUCCGUCUGAAGUGGGACUUCUGUGAGUGACAGAUGUGGCUGCUCCCGCUCUCCGUCCCCCUGCUGGGCCUGCUGGCCCUGCUGGCCCGUCAGCGGGGGAUCCUGGCCGCGGGGCGGGGGGCUCUGAACCGGGUGCUGCGGUGGGCGCGGGGGCCGGCGUGCCCCAGGAGGACCCACGCCUUCGUGUUCUCCCAGUGCACCCAUGGCCGGGCAGACAGCGUCCUGGAGACCUUUGACCUCUACGCCGAGACACACCACACCCUGGAGCUGGGGAGGGUCAGAGGGGUGGAGCUGGACGAGGUGGUGGUGCGCGCGGCCCCGCGGCGCGUGCUGGAGCUAGGCCUGGGCUGCGGCUACAGCGCGGUGCGGACCCUGAGGCUGCUGCCCCCUGGUGGGCGGCUGCUGGCGGUGGAGGCGGACCCCCUCAGCGCCGAGCUGGGGGAGGAGCUAGUGCUGGUGGCUGGGUUCAAACACCACCAGUUCGAGGUACUGACCUGCAGCUCAGCCGAGGCCAUCGCUGGGCUGAGGCGGCCUCUCCAUGGCGACCAGGGGGAGGAGGAGGGGGGUCUGGACCUGGUCCUGAUGGACCACGACCCCCAGCACUACCUCCCUGACCUGCGGGCCCUGGAGGGGUGGGGGCUGCUCCGCCCCGGGGGGUGCCUGGUCCUGAUGGUGUUCCGGGGUCAUAACUCCGUCGUCCGGCAAGAGGUCCUGGAACACGUGGAGUCGCGACCCCAGAGCUACUCCUCCUCCGUCAGGUCCGGCUGCGGGGGGAUGAUGGAGGUCCAAUACCGGGAGGAGACCAUAAGCCUGAUGUCAUCGGGUGAUGUCAUCAGGUGAUGUCAUCGGGUGAUGCCAUCGGGUGAUGCCAUCGGGUGACGUCAUCAUGUGAUGUCAUCCUGUGAUGUCAUCUGGUGUUACGGAUUACCUCACUCACCGACUACGGUUAACAUGCUGUCAACAUGUCGCAUUCUGUGUUCUAUGUUUGCUUACAAAUUUCUGUUUAUUUGGUGAAAUGUUUAUUAGAAUUGGUUCAUAAAAUAAUAUACAGCUUC
Molecule: messenger RNA, 2042 nt
Organism: Gadus macrocephalus (Pacific cod)
Lineage: Eukaryota; Metazoa; Chordata; Actinopteri; Gadiformes; Gadidae
Product: transmembrane O-methyltransferase homolog
Exons: 5
Coding region: 1021-1827 (268 amino acids)
Biological process (GO): developmental process; catecholamine catabolic process; dopamine metabolic process
Molecular function (GO): catechol O-methyltransferase activity
Source: RefSeq, a predicted model, not a curated record